Cutaneotrichosporon cavernicola is the source of this 1020-nucleotide messenger RNA. RefSeq lists its product as uncharacterized. Lineage: Eukaryota; Fungi; Basidiomycota; Tremellomycetes; Trichosporonales; Trichosporonaceae. The record is from RefSeq and is a predicted model, not a curated record. Bases 1 to 1020 code for a protein of 339 amino acids. The transcript is spliced from 2 exons.
AUGCCGUCGUGGAUCCAAAGCGUGCUCAACACCUGUCCGCUGGCGGCAAAGUUCAAGGGCGACCGUCUCCCCAUCCCUGCCGAACUCGGUCAAUUGCCAUACUUUCAAAAGCGUUUCAAGAACAAGUACGCCCACUUGUACAAAGCGCACGAUGAGCGGGGACUCAAGUGCCCAAUGGACGUCAAGACAAUGGAGGACAUUGUAUCGUUCUGUCAGCACGUCUUGCGGUCGGACGAUAUCGUCCGUUCUACCAAGGACGUUGCGCGCGUAUUCCUAGCCCGCGUAUUGAACGUGUACAAUGCGCAGAACCCAGUACGCGGGUCGAUGGAUGAGGACAUUUUCGACCAGACUGGCCACCUCAAGAACGAGGGGUCGAAAACACAAGCACAAGCGCAAGCGCAACCCCCCAUAAAAGGGGACGAGGUGCAGGAAAAGUCUGCCGCACCGGCCCUUGCCGCAGAGCAGACAGACGAGCUCGAGGCAGCGGCGAUGCGCCUCUCAGUGGACCAGGACCGGCGGAGGAUGAGGCGGCUGGAGAGGCAUAUCGUCAAGCUCGAGGCACGACUGACUCUCCUGGAACCCGAUAGUGAUGAAGAUUCAAACAGUCCGGGAAACACCGGACCAGCCAAGCCGUCCCUCGACGUUGUCCGUGACAUUGAGAAAGAACGUAACCUCACAACCGGUGUCGCGGUCGCGCGCACGGGUUCCGCCGCAACUUCUGGGGCGCACACACGAACACCAUCGUCGGGUCUCACGCGCAACGAAUCGGGUGCGACGGCCAACAGCAACGGGGCAGUGGGAAAGGAAAAGGACAAAGACAAGGACGUACUUGUACGCGAAAAGGAGCGGGACCGUGAGAAGAUGGACCGUGACGGACCGCGCGACAAGGACCUACGCGAGGCCAAGAUCCUCCUCCGAGAAAUGCCUAUCAUCAAGAAGCUGGGACGGGGGACCACAUCUCCUUCUCUGCGCACACCACCCCAGCUCCGAACGCCACCUCCGCCACCGGCGUUGCGCUAG